Molecule: messenger RNA, 1170 nt
Organism: Aphis gossypii (cotton aphid)
Lineage: Eukaryota; Metazoa; Arthropoda; Insecta; Hemiptera; Aphididae
Product: ras-related protein Rab-18-B-like
Exons: 6
Coding region: 294-896 (200 amino acids)
Molecular function (GO): GTP binding; GTPase activity
Source: RefSeq, a predicted model, not a curated record
UGCUAAUGUAUUAUUAAUUGACUAUUAUUAUUCAUAAUUCGUAAAUUCUUUCUUCAUUUGGUACCUAUGUCUAAAAAAUUGUACUUUAUUAGGUAUUACUCAUUAUUACUGAUUAGUACAUUAUUUUCGUAAUACGCAAUAUCAUUAUAAAUUAUUUUUUAUUUUUUAUUAAUAUUCAACAUUAUAACAUUAUAAUAAAAAACAUCUCUCGAGUCUAGGGAGUGAGUAUCAAAUUAAAUUUGAUAUUUUAGAAGUUAUCAAGGUUAUAAGUACAAACAGAUAAAAUAAUUUUAAUGGAUCCAUCAGUUUUAACAACAUUGAAAAUUUUAUUAAUUGGUCAAAGUGGAGUUGGAAAAUCAUGUUUGUUAUGCAGAUUUACAGAUGAUACAUUUAAUGAAGACAAUUCAGUCACUAUUGGUGUAGAUUUUAAAAUGAAAAAAAUAACUGUUGAUAAUAAUAAUAUUAAAUUAGCCUUAUGGGACACAGCUGGACAAGAAAGGUUUCGUACACUCACUCCAAAUUAUUACCGUGAUGGUCAAGGUGCUGUACUUGUUUAUGAUGUUUCAAACCGGGAUUCAUUUACAUGCUUAGAAACAUGGAUUAAUGAACUAAAUAGAUAUUCUACGAAAACCAAUAUCAUUAAAAUGGUCGUUGGUAACAAAAUUGAUCAGGAAAGACAAGUCACUCGAGAAGAAGGAAUUGCUUUUGCUCGUCGUCAUCAAACAUUAUUUAUUGAAACUAGUGCUAAGACAAAAGAAGGAGUUUAUAUGGCUUUUGAAGAAUUAGUUAGAAAAAUAAUAAAUACACCAAGCUUAUGGGAAAAGCCUGAAGAUGCCAAUGUUGUUCGGUGUAAUGAUGAUCAUUCAGUAUCGGAGGAAAAAUAUUGUUAUUGUUAACUAUUUAAUCAUUUAAAUAUUUAUGGAAGGUUAUAUUAUUUUAAUGUAAAGUAGUCUAAUACUUUGUAAAUAUAUGGUAAAUUAUUUAUAGCAUAGAUGAAUGCUACGGAUGAAUCAGUAUACAUAUUAAUGUAAUUACAACAUAUUUUGUUAUAUUAUAUUAUUGCACUAAAUAAUUUUUAAGAUUACUUUUUUGUUUGUAAACACUUAUAAAAUAAUUAAAUUAUUAUGGAUUACUAAUUUAUUAAAAACAUAUUAUUUUAUGCCAUUUAUA